AUGGCUGACCUGCGAAAAUCCCCACGAGAGGUUGCUUCGUAUCUGAGAAAGGUACGCAAGCCCCUAGUUGAGCGUCAACGCCGUGAGAGGAUGAACGCGAGUAUUGACCGCCUCAAGCUCCUGAUCGCGGACACCAUCCGGGAACAGGUGUCAUCAAUGACGCGUGUGGACAAGGCGGACAUUUUGGAGCUCACCGUCUUUCAUCUGACACGUCUACAGCAGCGGCAACGGGGCCUUCGCAUAGCCACCGAAACCACAGAGGGCGCUUCCUCAGCAACCUCUUACAAGACUGGCUACCGGGACUGCGCACGGCAGACUGUCACCUACCUGUCUGCGAACAGUUAUUGUAGUCCGGAAGUUGCUACCAGCGUCAGUGGACAUUUGAGGAGCGUCUAUGAGCAAACACAGAACAGUAGCCAGGCUGGUAAGGAUCGUCUUCAAGAAGUUCAUAAUCGGAUUCCACAGAUCGAGAAUCGGGUGCCAUUUAUAUUUAACCCGCAUGCCGUUUUCAUGUCAACGCCGAGAAGAUCAAACGAAGGACAGUGUGCAUUGACGAGUCAAAUUUCAACAACCUCUCCGAGAACCCUAGAAUGUUCGCCGAUCUUGCGGAUGACGAAAGGCUAUGAUGACGUCAUCAUUCAUAAUUCCAGUACUCUUAAUAUGAGUUUCCUGAACAGUGAUUCAGGAUUUGCUAGUAUUGACGUGUCCACUGACAUUCAAUCUUUGGGGUCAGAUCGCUGUGUUUCGUUUGACCGGAGUGAGGAGGCUGAAAGUGGUCAAGUGUCCAAGGACAAUGUAUGGCGCCCGUGGUAG
Messenger RNA from Mya arenaria, 813 nucleotides. RefSeq names its product transcription factor HES-1-B-like. The record is from RefSeq and is a predicted model, not a curated record. Gene Ontology annotation, biological process: anterior/posterior pattern specification; regulation of transcription by RNA polymerase II; regulation of neurogenesis. NCBI's taxonomy places the organism in Eukaryota, Metazoa, Mollusca, Bivalvia, Myida, Myidae. The transcript has 3 exons. Gene Ontology annotation, molecular function: DNA-binding transcription factor activity, RNA polymerase II-specific; protein dimerization activity; RNA polymerase II cis-regulatory region sequence-specific DNA binding. Bases 1 to 813 code for a protein of 270 amino acids. Gene Ontology annotation, cellular component: nucleus.